UUAAAAUAAACUUCCACCGAGUUGACACUUCCACACCCACUAUAUCGCUGCUACGACGCAUAGCCGGUUUGUUAAACACGAUCUCCCAAGCCACAAGUGUUAAGAAGCGCACGAAAAGUAACAAUGCCCUCUUCUCAAAACAUCACCAUCUCAGCCGCCGCGCUGUCCGUCCUGACAUCCUGUGGCGGCAUCAUCGGUUACGCGCGCACCGGAUCCAUCCCUUCCAUCGCCGCCGGCCUCUCCGUCGGCGCCCUUUACGCCCUCAGCUACUAUCGACUCCAAGGCCAACAAUCCUUCGGCGAAGAAUUGAGCCUGAUAGCCUCGACUGUGUUAGCGGGAAGCGCGAUCCCUAGAGCGCUGAAGACGAGGAAGCCUGUUCCCAUUGGCCUGAGUAUCCUGGCUACAUAUGGCUUGAUUGUUUUUGGAUUAGCAUAUAAGGGGAAAAGGGCGACCAGGGUUUAGAAGCUUGGAAUAUUGAAUUUUAGAUUUAGAGCAUGCCAUGGGCGCGUGGGUGUAGGCUAAUGUGAGGCCAGGUAUCCAGUUAUGGCUGGGCUAUCCGAUGGUGUUAGGAGGUGAUUCUUAGUAAUUUUCAUCGGGCCACGGAUGUCAUGCGACCAGUUGAGCUUGUGAGGCUAGAUUUUACGAAAGGUUUGGCACCUGAGAGUGCGCGAUUAACUGGAUUCAGAUGAUGUAUGAUUCAGUGGAUUGAAGUUUCAUAUCAGAUUCUUGAGUUCACAAAUUGAGUGUAAUGUUAGUAUGACAGAACAAAAGUUGUAUAUAAAAUAUGAAUGUGAUAACUAUUCCACACA
Blastomyces dermatitidis ER-3 is the source of this 809-nucleotide messenger RNA. RefSeq lists its product as uncharacterized. Gene Ontology annotation, cellular component: membrane. The transcript has 2 exons. The coding region runs from base 124 to 462 and encodes 112 amino acids. The record is from RefSeq and is a predicted model, not a curated record. NCBI's taxonomy places the organism in Eukaryota, Fungi, Ascomycota, Eurotiomycetes, Onygenales, Ajellomycetaceae.